AGCACCGGGAGGUUUUCAGCGUCGGACCAGGCCGCGCCGGAAGCCGGAGGCGGCUCCCCUAACGUUCGCGGCAUGGCGGGCUGGGGGCUGCUGGCCCGGCUGGGGCGCCGGUUGUGGGCGGCCGCGCCGGCGCCAGGGAGGCCGCUGCGGGCGGCGGCGGGGGCUCCCGGCGACAGGGGGCAGCUGGGCUUUGUAGUCAGGCACGUUAACAGUGCAACGUGGUGGCAUGAGCAUCUUUCUGAAGAGAAUGUCCAGUUCCUCAAGGAGAUAACUGCGGAAGAGUACAAAGCGCAGACAGCGAGCAAGCUGUGCCCUCUGAAAGAUGAGCCGUGGCCACUGAAUGAGUGGAAACCAGAUUCCAUCAGAGUUGGUGUUGUUGCAGUAAAACUGGGAAUGAUGCCAAUAUGGACCAAGUCAGGAAAAAAACACGCUGUCACGCUACUUAAGGUGCAAGAUUGCCAUGUUUUAAGAUAUAUUUCUAAGGAAGAGUCGGGUGGAAAAACAUCUAAGCUACUUGUUGGAGGCAAAAAUGCAUCUCCUUUCUUUAAAUCAGAGUCUGCAAUGGAAAUUUUUAAAGAAGCUGGAGUACCACGGAAGCAGAAGGUUACAACAUUUAAUGUAACAGAUGAUGCUAUAAUUAAACCAGGUACUCCGUUGUAUGCUGCUCACUUCCGCCCAGGGCAGUUCGUGGAUGUUACUGCAAAAACAAUUGGUAAAGGAUUUCAAGGUGUCAUGAAAAGGUGGGGCUUUAAAGGUCAGCCUGCGAGCCAUGGCCAGACGAAAACUCACAGGCGUCCUGGAGCCAUAUCUACCAAUAAAGCUGCCAAAGUUUAUCGUGGAAAGAAAAUGCCUGGCAAAAUGGGUAACAUCUAUAGGACGUCCUUUGGAUUAAAGGUGUGGAGGAUCAACACAAAACAUGACAUUAUUUAUGUAAAUGGGUCUGUUCCAGGUCACACAAAUUGUCUGGUGAAGGUCAAAGACAGCAAAUUGCCUACUUACAAGGACUGCAAUAAAAACCCUCCAUUCCCUACAUAUUUUGCUGAUGGAGAUGAAAAACUGCCAGAAGACUUGUAUGAUGAGGAGAUUUUCCAGUUCACGGAUCCAUCUGUCACAUACGCAUAAUGUUCUUCACAUCUUUGAAAAAAACACAAUUUUGUUAUUUUCAUGAACUUUGUAAUACUGUAUAAGAGUAAACCUAUGAAUUGCAGUCUUUCCAACUGACUUGAACACUUCAGAUAUUGCCAUUUUGGUCAGGUAAUAAGAUGUACCACUAUCAAUUUCAAACCUGUAUUUAAAGCAGCAAGUGAGUGAGGGGCAGGUCGUAAAGCACACCAAACAGUUUGUCUACAGUGAUCUUUUGUCCUCUGUCACAGGCUGUGAAAAGUUACGGAUUGCUAAAAACCUGUUGUUUUUAAGAUGGUUCCAUUUAAUUUUUUUAAUGCUUCCAAACUUUCUGUUUCUCUUUUGUGGAAAGUAUGCUGGCCAACCCUGAUAAUCAAAAAAAUUUUCAAAUCUGCUUUGGCAUCUGGCGGGGGUGGAUAAAUCAGAUGAGUGUCCAACUUCGUGAAGAAUAAUCCAAAAUAAAACAGGACAAGGCAUUGCUCUGUAGCAGCGUGAGCUUGUUUUGUUGCCCUCUUAUCACCAGAGCUCUUUCUGUCCUUUUCCUUUAAUGCUGUGUUGAGUUUAACGUAGCAGGUACCCAACAAAUUUUCUAGAGGAAAGGUGAUGCCAACCGCUGUCUGUCUCUUCAGAGAGUUCUGGCAGUGUGCGCGCUGAGGGGGUGUUCGGAUGGGAAAUGUUCAGUAACAAAGCAGCACCAAGACUGCAGUGGCCACCUGUUUGUCGCCUUCGCUGACAGCUUGCUCUGAACUUCACAGAGGAUCCAUUGCAUGCUCCCUGGAGAAAUAUCUCCACAUCUACAGUUGUCUCUGUAUUGCAUUCUUACACUGUUACAGGAGAGCUAUUAGGAGGAAAACAGGCCAAAUGUGAAGGAUUUGUCUUUAUGAUAAUGCUUAUUUUUCAUCUGCCCCACUGUUCAAUAACAGCUGGCAUCAAUACGCUCCUUUUAUUUUUCAUCUUAUGUGAUUUACUAUUUAUAAGUCUGAUCUUUUGAAUGCAGUAAAUCCUCUCACGUACAGAAGCAAGUACCUGUAUAACUGUCGGUGCCAUCUGAGCACUUAUAAGCCCUGCAGUAGUUCAAGAAUUUGCAUAUACUAAGCUACCAUUCACAAGACAAUAAAUAUCUAAAGUAAAUAUGAGACUUCUAAAGACCUUACUAUCCAACUUAAAAGGUGUUGUCAUUAUGGUGUCCCUCGGUCAUUGAAGAUGUUUUGAAUUUUUUUGUAAUAGCUCGAAGAAACCUCAUGCUGUCUUAAGGAGGCUGUAUAUAGGUACUGGCUUGUAGUAGACUGGGAGGGAUCUUUACAGACUGGGGUAUGGAAAUGUGAACUGGUAAAUAUCUACAUUGUAGGGUAUUCUCUUAGCUGGAUUCAAUCGAAUUAAAAAUGUGAUUCAAGUGAGUGCAUCAGAAUGCUGAAUAACAGCCCCACCUUUGUGCUUCCCCUUCUCUUCAGUAACACCGGCUCUGCAAGUGCAGACGUCACACGCGCGCAGCAGAUGUGAUGCAAAACGCCCACCAUACAUGUAGCAAAUAUCCCGUGGGAUGUCAUGAUUUGUCCAUAAUACUAGUAAUGACUGCAGCCUCUCACCUGUUCCAGAUAGUUGCCAUUUCCUGAGGAGGUGUUUGGUGUUCACUCUCCUGAUUACAAAAUAGAUUUUAAAAGUUACAGCAUUUCAAGUUUACUUGUUGUCGAACGCAUGUAAAUCGGGGUGUGUUCAAAUGAGUAGCCUGCUGUUCUGCUCCGGUUUAUGGGAUAAUUUGCACACUGUGCUUUCCUUGAGGAGCUUUGUUGAUUUUGGGGGGUUUUUUUGGGUGGCUUGUUGUUUGGUUUUUUUACUUAAUUGGUAAUGAUCCUGGACUAUCCCUGAGGUGGCCACACAGAGAGAUGCUUUCUCCUACUUGGUUUCUCAGCCAGAAGUUCCAGGACUGAGGGAUCCUCUCCUGUAAGUUAUGUUUUGGGUUUGCUUUCAGCAUAUGCCCUGGGAAGCACCAAGAAUCCAAUGUGAGCUCAAAGGGAGCCACAGGUUAAAAAAAGUGAAUUAAAAUUAACUCUGUAUUAAAUGAGAUUUUAGCUUGAGGGGAAAAUUGACAAUCUACUCCAAUUCCUGUUGCUUUGGUAAGAGAAGAACUUCUCCCUGUUUGGCAUAAACAGUGAAAUUCCGGUGAUCUGCUUACGUUACUUCUUAGCUUCGUUGUCCAGGGAAUGACUUCAGUCAUUCAGGGAAUUCUGUAGUUAACAUUAUCUUCCAUUUUUUUUAGCUUUAAAAUUUCUGUUGAAGCCUGUAUACCAUCAGAUUAGUCUCUGCAGUUGUGCUUUUGGAAUGCGUGCUGGCUGUGAGCAGCAUUAUUUUUCCAGAUGCUGCUUGUUCAGGUAGGUGUUGGUCUCGUUUUUCUGGAGACGUACAGGUGAAACCUUUUCCAUCUCUGUUUAUCAAGAGUGCUUGGACAUUAAAGACAAGGGCUUUCAUAGCUCAAGUAAAGAUUGACGUCCUGAAGGUAAGUAUUUUCUGUAGAGCAGGUGCAGGGUGAGAUGCAAAAGUUCUGCUGAUGUGAGCUCAUAGUGCAUCCUCGUUUGGAACAGAAACACCUGUUAGACCUGCUUUUCCAUCAGAUGUUGGAAGGCUUAUGGUGUUUUGCAUUUAAUUUUCCAUGCACUCCCCAUCCCUCGUGUCUGCUGCUCUUCUGACUAAUGAGAGGACUUUGUGCAGGAGAAAGGCGUGCUGAAGUUAUUUCAAGAAACAAAAUUGUUCAGAAGUGUAAUGACACCAGAUGCUCUAAGCCCACCUACAAGCUUGUUCUUAGAAAAGGCUAAGGGUGCUUAGUGAAGUAUUUUUAGGCUUUACCGAAGGUGCUGGAGCUGAGCAUUUAUUCUUUAUUCCCUCAAUAUAGGGGUGAAGGUUGUUGUGGCUUGUUGAGCAGAUGUGCUUUUAAGAAUCAAAGAAAAGUAGUCAAAAUUGGGUAAAUAUUGAGUCCUCUUGUCUCAGAUAGGCCAACAGUUUCUUGUGCUAAAGGAUGUGUUCACUUUUCUGAGAAAGCAAACCAAGAGCUCUGUUGCAAGUAGUUAUCUGUGUGUUUGGUUGCACUUCCUGAGCACCGAAAGUUUAGAGCUCUCAGGGAACAUAUGGCCAGGCGGCAACAAAAAGAAGCUCUUAUUCCAUAUUACCUGUAGAUUAUUAAAGAUGAAGGAGCUGAACGUGUUACCAGGAGUCUGAAUCCUGUAGGACAGCAUCUUGCCCAAUGUUGCAGUCUGUUUUGCUGUCUGAGGACAUAAUUGUUGGCAAGCUCUGCUCUCACUGCCAGAACUUGUGAAGCGGCUGAGAUCUACCAUGAGUUGUGUCCCUGUUUCAGCACAGAGAGAGAGCAAAGCCUUGAUCUCCUCUGGGAGUAUAAUGCUUGAGAGUCGUGCCCUCUCCUCUGUGUCCUUGGGCUGGUAAAGGGCCUGCGCUUUCCCUAGCAUGUACCAUUUUGCUUUGUGAUAUUAAAAAUCCUAAGGGGAUCCAGUAAAAAGCACGAGCGCUUUGAAACCGAUGAGUGCGAGUGGGUUUACUGUGUCCUCUACUACCAUCUUAGCAGGAAAACAGCUCUUCUUUUCUUGUAUUUUCUGGCAAAGCGCUAACAUACACCAGUGCCUGUACACCCUGGGAAUUUAACUGUUCCUGGAGCUGCCCGUAAUGAUGAGACAAUGAACCAAGCAGUUCCUUCGUAUUCAGUCCAUUUUCUGCAGGCAUUUGUGACUAUAGGGUUGUAAACGACACGCUGAGCUCGGGUUUGCACGUCCAGGAGCACAUUACCCCCUCCAUAGGUUGUUCUGUUUGUUUGGGCUAGUGGGGUGUUUUUAAGAUCACUUAACACGCUGCUUUGGAGGAGGAUGUAGGGUUAAGCUUUAGCUGUAUCCGUGGCUCCGUGGCGUGACUGCUUUGAAAAAUAAAUACUCUUGAUUAAUAACCCUUCUCAGUGGUUCUGUAAUAGUACAUGAAUAAACAGUGGCAAGCUUACAAUAUAAGUUGAAGGUAAAAAGACAGCAGGAAGAGGAAAUCAAAACACUUGUCUAUCACUUGACAACAUAAUUGCAGUCAUUGAUGAUAAACAAGGAGAGUUUAUUUCCCUUGAAUCCAUACUUUUAAAUACCAUUGCUCUGUCACUAUGUGAGACCAAUAAACAUUUUCCUUUGCUAUUUUCA
Molecule: messenger RNA, 5300 nt
Organism: Chroicocephalus ridibundus (black-headed gull)
Lineage: Eukaryota; Metazoa; Chordata; Aves; Charadriiformes; Laridae
Gene: MRPL3
Product: mitochondrial ribosomal protein L3
Exons: 10
Coding region: 73-1122 (349 amino acids)
Biological process (GO): translation
Cellular component (GO): mitochondrial large ribosomal subunit; ribosome
Molecular function (GO): structural constituent of ribosome
Source: RefSeq, a predicted model, not a curated record